GGUUUGGGUACUCACCGAAAGUCACCCUGGCAGUCUGCCUGUAAAGCACUGUGGCUCACGGGCUGUCCCCAUCACGGAGUGAUCCUCCGGAGUGAGCUCCGCACUUUGUGCUUUGCUCCCUUGAGCCGUACAGCCACCCCGUCUGUCCAGAAACCCAGCAAGCUCUCACUCAUUUCACGCUGGGGUUUUUCUGAGGUUUCUGCAGGUGCUGCUGCCGAGCCUCAUUCUGCCGGCCCUGCUCUGGUUGCGUGCUGUAACCCGCGCUGUCGGUAACGCUCCCGGUGGCUGUGGCUUGCCGUGUUGCCGAGCCCGGCGGCCCGGCCAUGUCCCCGCUGCCCGAGGUGCGCAGCUCGGUGCAGCUGUACCGGUACCUGCUGCGCUGCUGCCGCCGCCUGCCCGCGGGCCCCAUCCAGCAGCACUACCGGCACGCCAUCCGCCAGAGUUUCAAAGUCCAUGCUGAUGAAGACGAUCCUGAGCGAAUCCAGCAGAUCAUUAAGAGAGCCAUUGAAGAUGCUGACUGGGUGAUGAAUAAAUAUAAAAACCAGAAGUAGAAGAGGAAGGAUGAAACCAAGGAGGACAUUGUUCAAGAGGGAAAGGACCAUGGAGCUGGAAGGUACAGCCAUGGCUUGUCUGCAGCUCCAGAUGUCUGAGGUGCCAGCUGGGAUAUGGGAGCAUCAGACCAAAGGUAUGG
This is a messenger RNA of Pyrgilauda ruficollis (rufous-necked snowfinch), 691 nucleotides long. RefSeq names its product LYR motif containing 9 (gene LYRM9). The transcript is spliced from 4 exons. The record is from RefSeq and is a predicted model, not a curated record. NCBI's taxonomy places the organism in Eukaryota, Metazoa, Chordata, Aves, Passeriformes, Passeridae. Bases 324 to 551 code for a protein of 75 amino acids.